This is a messenger RNA of Ctenocephalides felis (cat flea), 2680 nucleotides long. Its product is annotated as ecotropic viral integration site 5 ortholog-like. NCBI's taxonomy places the organism in Eukaryota, Metazoa, Arthropoda, Insecta, Siphonaptera, Pulicidae. The record is from RefSeq and is a predicted model, not a curated record.
UUCCUAAGACUUUCCAUCGUAAAACUGUUAUAAAUCCAAUAAGAAACUUGUUAUUAAAAUAAUAAAAAUUGUGAUUUUACAGAGAAUAAUAACAGUUCAUUGCCUACCGGCGAACUGGCCCUGUUAGCAAAGCUGGAGGAGGCAAAUCGCCUCAUUGAAUCUGAUGCAAAAAGUUUAAAUUCAUUGUCAGGAAAUUCAGCAUCUGGACAUUCCAGGAAGAGUUCUGAUACAUCACAGAUAUCAUUAACUAGUGGUAUCCCAAAGGCUUUAUUUUGAAAGAAUGAUCGCAGACCGAAGACUUAAAACAAUCUUGUAUAUAUUCGAGGAAUGAUUUUGAAUUGAUUAUAAUUGUAAAACUUCAGAACUCAAUAUGAAUAUACACGAAGAGAAAAUAUUGGAAAUGGCCAUGUCUGGUCUGAGGAAAUUACAAUAUAUAACUGUCAAACAAAUAGAUUCCGGACGAAAUAUUUUUUUAAAUGAUGGAGCGAGUUCAGGCCACGAUCGCGUGGAUUGCGCCGGUUCUGAGAAUGGCGGAGCGGGUUCCGGUCCGGGAUCCGCUCCGGGAUCUGGUGAAGAAGACCAAUGGUCUCUCUGGUCCAGGAUAGUAGCUGAUUGGGACGCGUACAACGCCGCAACCGGCAAACGAAAAACCUCCCUUGUACCCGUAGGAAGUGGAUCAGGUGGAGAUAGGAAUCAGCCUUGCAUAAAGGAACUGGUUAGGAAAGGAGUACCUCAUCAUUUCAGAGGUAUCGUUUGGCAGCUACUGUGUGGCGCACAUGAUUCACCUGAUAAGAAGCAAUAUGCCGAAUAUAUUAAGGCAACGUCCGCUUGUGAGAAGGUAAUACGACGCGAUAUAGCUCGCACGUACCCCGAACAUGAUUUUUUCAAGGAGAAAGAUGGUUUAGGACAAGAAAGUCUAUUUAACGUUAUGAAAGCGUAUUCUCUUCACGAUCGUGAAGUCGUAGGAUAUUGCCAAGGAUCUGGUUUCAUAGUCGGCCUUUUACUCAUGCAAAUGCCAGAAGAAGAAGCAUUUGCUGUUCUGGUAAAAAUAAUGCAAGAGCACAGGAUGCGAGAUAUGUUCAAGCCAAGUAUGGCCGAACUUGGCUUAUGUAUGUUCCAAUUAGAAAGUUUGGUACAAGAUCAAAUUCCUGAACUUCAUGUACAUUUUCAGUCACAGGGCUUCCAUACAUCGAUGUAUGCAAGCAGUUGGUUCUUGACAUUAUUUACAACUGCACUUAGUUUACCAUUAGCAUGCCGAGUAAUGGAUGUAUUUCUAUCAGAAGGUAUGGAAAUUAUUUUCAAAGUGGCUCUUGCAAUGUUGGGACUUGCCAAAGCUGAUCUGCUGUGUUUAGAUAUGGAAGGCAUGCUUAAGUUUUUCCAAAAGGAAUUACCACCGCGUGCGGAAGCCGAUCCUGAAGGACUUAUGAAUAAUGCCUAUAAUAUAAAGAUUAAUUCGAAAAAGAUGAAGAAGCUUGAAAAAGAAUAUACCGUCAUCAAGACUAAAGAACAAGAAGAAAUGAUUGAGCUGAGAAGGCUCAGGAACGAAAAUCGUCUUUUACGACAACGCAACGAGCUUUUAGAAGCUGAAAGCGCAGAAUUAGCCGAUAGGCUUGUUCGAGGACAAGUUAGCCGAGCUGAAGAAGAGGAAACAACUUAUGUUGUUCAAAGGGAAUUGGCAGCUUUGAGGCAUACACACCUUUUAACCACACACCAAUUAGAAAAUGCUCAUGAAGAAAUACGGGCACUCAGUCUUAUGUUGCAGGAUCAACAUACGUCUCGACAAUCGUCUUUGGAUGAACUGUCCAUGAAAGACGAAUCGUUAAAACAGAAAGAAGAAAUGGUGACUUGUUUACAGCAGGAGCUGGUCAAAGUGAGGCUACGCGAGGCCGAGAAUGACGCCUUGAUCCGCGACCUCAGAGCUAGGAUUAAUGAGCUUGAAGAGGAAAAGAAAAGUUUGCGAGAAACCACUCCUGAUAAUUCUGUAGCUCAUUUACAAGAAGAACUCAUUGCUGUUAAAUUGCGAGAAGCCGAAGCUAAUUUGUCUCUCAAAGAUUUGAGGCAAAGAGUUCAAGAAUUGGCUGCCCAGUGGCAGAGGCAUUUACAGGAGCACAAACAAGAAUCCAAUCCAGCUCCAGAUAGCACACCCAAGAAAUUACUUUUCUGGGAAAAUCGCGGAAACGAAACUCAAAAAUUAGAAGAAGAAUUGAUGACGACACGCAUUCGAGAAAUGGAGACGUUGACCGAGCUUAAAGAAUUGCGAUUAAAGGUAAUGGAAUUAGAAACUCAAGUACAAGUCUCUACAAAUCAAUUACGAAGGCAAGAUGAGGAAAAUAAAACUAAGGAUGAAAUUGAAUCUGCCUUGACAAGGGAGAAAGAGCAGGCUGCUAAGAGCAAGGAACAGCAACAUAGAUAUACAGAUUUAGAAAGCAGGAUGAAAGAUGAGCAGAUGAUGGCAAAAAUACGUGAUGCCGAGCACGCCCAACACGUGGCGGAGCUGAUGCAAAAAAUUGGAGUGUUGCAAAUGAAGAAUGAAGAAAUGGUUGCAGAAGGCGAACUCCGGUGCAAUUUGGAUGACAGUGAUAAAGUUCGCGAGCUUCAAGAUAAAGUAGCCGAUCUCAAAGCCGAGUUUCCGACACCAAUCAUGAGCCCAGAGACCGAGCCUUGGAAAUGGCUCGAGUAA